Messenger RNA from Misgurnus anguillicaudatus (oriental weatherfish), 15225 nucleotides. The record is from RefSeq and is a predicted model, not a curated record. Lineage: Eukaryota; Metazoa; Chordata; Actinopteri; Cypriniformes; Cobitidae.
AGAGAUAAAUUCUGGUAGCCCGACAGGAAUUCACAAUAGCCCCGGGAUGUCGGGCCAGUGAUUUUGCGAGAGGAGAAUUAUCAAAUUAAUUGGACUUCUGUUUGCUUUAGUCUUCUCUUCCCAACACAGAUUUGUGUGGAUGAUACCUAUACUUAACAUGACCAGGAAGUGAACAGGUAGAGCCUAAGGAAUGAUAAUGUGGGUUUCCCCCUUUACAUUGGAAUGAAGUUUCUCACCUGCUCCUCUGGCUUAGGCUGUUAUUAGCCAAAACAAUUUUACUUUAACACAAAGAGAACAUGCACACACGUUCUUACUUUAAAGGUGCUCUAAGCGAAUCCGUGCGACUGUUGAUGUUUGAACUGUUUUCAAACAAACGGAACGUAGCUAACUCCUCCCCCUCCCCUUCCUUCUGUGGUUUCAUGAAAGUGCACAACCCCCACCUCCAAAUCCUUCUUAUCGUUUAUUGGCUGGAACACUUUGUUAUGUUUCGUGUUAUUAGGUUUGGCCACUGUGUUUUUAUUGCCGUUUGUGUAGCCUGGGCUGUCUACAGAGAUCGCGGUUUUUUACAUUUUGAUCAGUGGUCAGGCAGCAAGGAGAUAGUGAGGAGAUGUUUGCUGUAUGUAACAAAAAAUGUUUUAUGGUCUUAAACACGUGAAUUCGCUUAGAGCACCUUUAAUAGUUCUUUAUGAAUACACCAUACAGCUAAAAAAUGGUUUUGUGUCAUUGUGCACCUAUAGACGUUUCAGCAGUAACAACAUAAACAAACGGCUUUCGUGGAACAAACAUAACUUCCGGUACACUUCCACAAAGAAUCAAUAACAACAGAGUCCUUUUAGAGUAGUUUAUUUCUGAUAACAAGCAAAAUAAACAAAAAGUAGAUUACCUUAGUUUAAAUUAUAGCUAAAGCUUAUUACAAACUACACUGAGCUAACUUUACUGUGUAAAAUGAAUGUAUUGAUUGGCUGCCAAACCUCCCUUUACAUAGCGGUGAUCCAUGAUCGCCAUCUUGCCUUGUCUUCAGGAAACCAAAACAUUUGUUUUUUUUGACAAGGGUUUUCGUCCAGAUUUCAGUUUAGCGACUAGCCAGACCAUUAAACAAACAGAGACCGGGAGUUAAGUUCCGUUCAGAUGCGUAACGCGCGUGUGUCCGAUGAAACAUCUUUUUAAGAGUAUGUAGCAUUGAGCCUGUUAACCCUAAGUUGCAGAUAAAAGUAUUUAAAGUAGCCUUAUACUUUUUAAACUUAUUUUGAAGUUACCUUUUAAAAUGUAUGUUGCUUGUUUGGCUCCUGUUGUCAUUUCAGUUUUUCUUGAUUAGUUAGUCGAGUGCUUGUCAUCUGUUUGUGUCGCCACCUGCUGUUGACUCCUGAUGGUCCACUGUGGCUGCUUUUUCCUGACGUCAUGUGUGGCUGUAUGGUGUAGUAUGUGAAGCUUGAUUGUUGCAUAAGACCCACGCUGGUCCCUCCACCCACUGUCUGACCAAGCCUCUUUACAGCUGACAAAUGGCAAUGUCAGCAAAUCCCCCUGUUCUAAGCCCCAGACUUGCUCCUGUUUUUGUACAGGAAAGCAUAUGCAUCUUUUAAAAGAUAUAUUUGGCAUAUUGUGUUGUUUCGUGGGACCUAUCAUAUUCCUCCUUAGGGGCUGUUCGCACAAAAUUUCUGCAUUAAAAAACGGCUGAUGAAUUGAAUUAAAAAAGUACACUUGAAACUUGUCAUAAAAAUGCAGUGCUUAUGGCAUUAAAUGCUGUAAUAGUUUGUCUAGUGCAUGUUUUUGUGGUCGAUGGGCAAAAAUCCAUAAUACAAAUUACUAAAACAUUUUGCUUCACAAUACUGUAUGGAUAUACUCAUGCCAAGAAUCAUUGCUUUAUUACAUUUUUUCACAUGAAUGUUUCUGACCACCAUUCUGUGACCAAGUCUGUGAGAAAGGAAAACAAACUGUGCCGUUGUCAGUGAGCAGUCAAUUAUUUCUGUUCAUCCAAAACCAAACGGAGAACAAGCUAAGAAUAUAAGUGCGAACUACCGAUGUCCACCCCAGUGUUGACAUACACCAGCUAGUUAAAAAUAGAUCAUUUGGACACGGGGAACGUGACCUGGCUUAUGUGUACAAACCCUUCAUCAACGUGACAGAAGGCUGUGAUGGACUUAACACACUUAAUGUGUUCAGAAGAUUGAUUUUAGAUUGGCACAUCCGAUACACAGCAGUACUUUUCUUUCUUUCAGUAUAAGGAGAAAACUGCUUAAAGUUUUAAAAACUUUUAAUUGUAUCUUUUAGAGGAAAACAAAUCUAGUCAUUAUAACAAGGACGUCUUCUAUCUUUAGAAGGAAGUCUGAGUGUUUCCAAGCCAGUGCUGUAGCAUUAGACAGAAUUCCUAGUUAGGUAUCGCCUCCGAGAAAGUGAAAGUGCUGCCACGCUGUGUUUGAAGUGGUCAAUAUAAAUUUAAAACAGUGGGACAAAAGAGAACUAGUUUGUCACACAGAGUACAUUUCCAUUCCCUGUUCUCCAGCUGAACCGUGCUGCUGGAAUUUAGCACUUACACAUUUAAUGUUCAACAUGCUAUUAUUAGUCACAUACAAAACCAACAGCUUUUUAAGUCAUUUGACCAGAAGCUGUCUAUUUUAUUUAUAUGUUUGCGGUUUUCCUGAAAGAGUCAUUUGUAGACAAAGGAAUAAUUAAUCAAUAAGACUUUGAUUACAUCAUUGCAUAGUUGGCUGGGAAAAAAGCUGGCAUUGAGUUCGAUUAUAAUAGGAGUCUGUUCUCUUCGGAUGUUAAUGUAUUGUGUAUGGGAGGCACUGGGACCAUUUGUAAACAAUGCCCUGCUUGAUGCCAAGAGCUGGUAUGCUUUCGUAAGCGUUCGUUUCUCUUUUUCUCUCUCUACUACUGGAGCCAUCCCUUGUUCUAUCCCAGCAUGCAUUGCCUUCCGCCUAUCUUCUGUAUAUUUGUCUCUCCCUCCCUGUCUCUCUUUUCCACCAUUAAAGCACGGGCACACUCAGCAGAGACAUUUAGCCUUUGGCCACCUGCCCGCCUCCAUGUGAGCCUCAUUUGGUGUGUUUAUCCUGUUUCGCAUGUGGCCAUUAAAGUGUUGUUUUCCUCCAUACUCGGGAACCGCACCUCUGGUAUGCAGAGCUACAACUGCACACACCCACUCCGCUUCUAAUAUUAAAACAAAAGCGUAUACUUGCAAAAUCAGGAGGUGUGUGCAUGUUUCCUUACAGUGCAGCCCAUGCUCGAAGUUGCUUUUGUGCAUCUAUUCAGCGAGCCCUAUUGUGGGCAGCAGUGCUAAUUGCAGCCUGAAUGGUCGCCGCUAAAUGUUUUGUGACAUUUUGAAAGCAUGAAAGACGAAAGGGGCACACGAGAGAAGGAAUCCCCCCUUUUUGUUUUGUUUUUUUCUCCCUUCUAAUGGCGCAACGAAACACUCUCAGCUUUACCCUUCAGCUCCCAUGCAGCCCAUUUCCCCUCCCUCACAAGAGACGGAGAGAGUCUCCUCUCUCUGAAUCAGGAAUAGAGGUGGAUAUAAAUAAAGCCCUGCUGAGGGAACAGAGAUCGGAUCCUGCCGUAGCCGUGUGGGACGAAUGGGGCGGCCGCUAUGGGUUCUGAGCUGCAGUUCUUUGGCAGCGUUUCAAAUAUGAGUCUCAAAAGCCUCGCAAGCAGCAGACAUAUUGUAACAGGGAUGGCCAGCGCUCUGCAUGCAGACUAGCGCUUCUCUCAGGAUGGUCGGGCGACAUCUCUCCUCAGAGCUGCCCCAACAGAGUGGCCUGGCAGCCCAGUAUGAGAAUAUACCCUCCAAACGCAGUGCCACUACAGCCUCUUCCAACAGCUGCAGCGGCUGGGAUCCACUGAUUAUUGACGAGAGCGAUACUGAGGCGUGGCCUUCCAUUUCAUGCAAAGAAAGCCACGGCCCUGCAGGAUGCCAAUUGGACACUGAAAGUGUCAGCGAUAUUAGCAGCACAAGCAGCAUGAGCAUGGCCACAGGAUCUGGCCAGCAAGGCCAUUUCUCCACCAAUCACCCCAGCAAAGCCAAUGUCAGCCACUCAGGAGGUCUGCUCUCCAGUCAGGGUGGGGUCAGCAGAGGCUGGGGCUCUGGCCCAUCUCCUGCCAGUGGAGGAGAAGGGAAGAAUGAAGUGUCCAGCACAUCAGUGGGAGUCAGGGGUUGGGGCUCCUCCAACUUUAACUUGAACUUAAAUCCCAAUGCCAACCCCUCUGCCUGGCCAGUUCUGGGACAUGAAGGGACCGGCAUGGGUGGUGGCAGCUCUGGAGGAAACAACCCUCCUCCUUCUAAUCUCUGUAGCCCACCGGGCAGUUUGCCCAGUCAGGGCUCUAGCAGCAGUGGCAGCAUAAGUGGUGCCAAUGGAAAUUCUGCAGGUAAUGGUGGUAGUGGCAAUUGCAGCACCACAUGGGGUAGCAUUAUGCCCAGUGACUCCUCAGAGCCACACUCCAGCCCAUCCACGAAUGUGUCUUUCAGCUCCGAACCUCAGAACCUUAACACUGAUGGACCAAAUCACACUAAGCAGGAGCCCAGAAGCCCUGGCCACUGCCUGCCUAACUGGGGGGUUGGCUCUGCAGGCAUGGGCUCAUUUGUUCAAACUCCAGGAGGAGCCUCACAGGUCAAUGGUGAGGAAGAACCUGUUUGGGGUAAUGGAGAUGCCAAGUCUGUUAGUGGCUCAAAAGACUCUGGUUGGGACUCAGGGAGCAGCUGGGGACAGGGAGUGGCCUCAGGAACUGCUAGCUGGGGACAAGCUUCCUCAACUGGAGACUGGGGUAAGCACUCCAACAGUGAGGCCAAAGGAUGGGAUUCUUCUAGCUCUCCCACCCAAGAGCAGCAACUUAAUUCUUGGGUUCGUGGGCCCAAUGCCCCAGCUAGUGAGGGAAGCAGUGAUAGCAUGGAAUGCUGUCCUCGCAGAAAGGACCGCUCAUCAAGAGAUGAUGCUUCCCCUAUUCUGCCUACCCCGGAUAUGGACCCCAGAGUUCUGUGCAACACAGGCUGGGGACAAACACCUGUACGCCAACACACUGCUUGGGAGACAGAAGAAGCUGCACGCUCCAACCGCAAGAAUGACAUUGGAACUGAUGCCUGGGGUUCAACCUCAAAUGCAGCCAAUGCAGGACCAAUACCAACUUCUGGCAAUGCCAAUAUAAACUCUGCCAAUGCGUCCAGACCUGACUCUGGGAGCAAGAAUGAGGGCCCCUGCCCUAGUACUGGAGCUGCACCAGGCUGGGGUACAGCCAUGCAAUCACCCCAGGCUGGUUCUGGUUGGACGGAUCCAGCCCACAACAAGAAACCCUCCAGUGGUCCUGGAAACUGGGGCAGUACCCCAUCUGGUGGUCCGGGUGGCAACCUGCAGAAAAGUGGUCAGACUUGGGGUUCUGAGGAAAAAUCUCCUACCUGGGAGGAGAGUCAUGCUAAAAUCAAACCACAGGGUUGGACUGAGGGUCACAAAUCAUCUCAAGGAUGGGGCAAUGGGCCUGUUGGAGAAAGUGGAUCUGGAGGAGAAUGGGGUGAACCUGCAGAUGGGAAGAAAAAUGGCCCAUCCAACUCCUCCUGGGAUGGAGAAGGAUCAGGCUGGAAUGAGGGCUCCAGAUGGGGAAAACCUGCCCCAGCAGUAGGAGGAAACUGGGGAGAUGCACAGCGCCCCAAUGUGCCGCCACAAGGAUGGAAUAACAAGCCUCAGGAGGGCAACAAUGGCAAUAGUGGCAGUGGAAGCAUGGGUUCUUGGGGAGGUCCAAGCUCUAUUAAACAAAGUGGCCCUGGAUGGGGUGGAGGAAAUAAUGGAAAUGUUAAGCCCGAUCACACUGGAGAGCCCACUGGAUGGGAGGAGCCAUCUCCACCCUCUAUCCGUCGCAAGAUGGAGAUCGAUGACGGUACCUCAGCUUGGGGUGACCCAAGUACACAUAACAAGACAGUCAAUCUCUGGGACAGAAAUAACCCUGGCAUGCAAGGCAAAUCAGGCCCUGCCAAUGCUAACAAUGUACCCAACAACCAUCAUCAUCAUUCCCAUCAUAACCAGCCUCCCAUGCAGACCCACGCUCAUGGAGGGCCAAACUCUAAUAAUAACCACAUUUCCCCUGAUAACGUAGCCCCACAUCAAACAGGGCCACCACACAACAGAACUGGGCUAAUGAAUCCAGGAUGGGGGGAGAUGACAAAUGUCCAUUCAAAACCUGAACCCUCAUGGGGAGAGCCAGCCGCCCCUGCAGUAAGUGUGGACAAUGGCACUUCGGCAUGGGGUAAACCUCCAGGUGGCUGUGGAGGCUGGAGUGAUAAUGGGCCUGAAGUCUAUGGUAGAGGUAACGGACCUCCUGGACCUGCCCCCUGCAAACCUGCCCCCAAAUCUAUGCAAGAUGGUUGGGGAGGUGGUGAGGACAUGGGUCUGUCUGCGGGGCAUUGGGAGCAAGAAGAGGGAGAUAUGUGGAACAGCACUGCAUCUCAGGAGAGCAACUCAUCCUGCAACUCCUGGGGCAACCCACCCAAGAAGGGCCCACCAAAGGUUAAAGUCCCAAACAAACAGGAUGAUACCUGGAUCAUGAAUCGUCUGAUCAAGCAGCUAACUGACAUGGGCUUUCCUAGAGACCCUGCGGAGGAGGCUCUUAAGAGCAACAACAUGAACUUGGAUCAGGCUAUGAGCGCCCUGUUGGAGAAGAAGUCCGAACUAGAUAAACGGGGGAUGGGAAUCUCUGACUACAACAACGGCCUAGUCAAUAAACCAAUGGGCUGCAGGCCUUCUGUCAUCUCCAAAGAAUCCUCUUCAGAUCGUCCUCCUUUCAUGGACAAGGAUGCUGGGCUAGUAGAUGAUGCCCAAACCUCACCGUUUAUGCCUUCUCCGAGCCUGAAGCUCCCAUUGGGUAGUGCUGCACUCCCUGGCCAAAGCCUUGGAGUUGCCAUGCAAAACUUGAACAACAGACAGAUGCAGAGUGGAGUGUUUGGUAGCAGUGGAGCAGCACAAGCCCGGGCCCUGCAGCCGCAGCAGCCUCCUCCCCAGCCGACAGUGCCGCCUCUCAACUCCUCCCAGCCUAGUCUACGCGCUCAAGUGCCUCAGUUUCUCACCCCUCAGGUUCAAGCACAGCUUUUACAGUUUGCAGCAAAAAACAUUGGUCUCAACCCUGCACUUUUAACCUCACCAAUAAACCCUCAGCAUAUGACCCUGUUGAACCAACUUUAUCAGCUGCAACUGGCGUACCAGCGUUUACAAAUUCAGCAGCAGAUGUUGCAGGCACAGCGCAGUGUUUCUGGCCCCAUCCGACAGCAAGAGCAGCAAGUUGCACGUACAAUCAAUAACAUGCAGCAACAGAUUCAGCAGCAUCAGCGGCAGCUGGCUCAGGCUCUGCUGAUGAAACAGCAGCAGCAACAGCAGCCGCCCCCCUCUCACCCGGGCCUGCAUCCCAGCGCAGGCAAAUCAGCUUUGGACACGUUUCCCGUCCAUCCCCAAGCCUCCAGUCUCUCCGUUUCUGACCUUCAGACCAAAGAGCCGCAGUCUUCUCCGAACUCCUUCUCCCCCUACCCUAUGUCUGGAUUGAACCAUAACAUGAAUGUAAACUGCAUGGACAUGGGUGGCCUGUCUAUUAAGGACCCUCCUCAGCCUCAGUCACGCCUAUCACAGUGGACACACCCUAACCCCAUGGAAAAUCUCUCUGGCAACUCCUCUCCAAUGGAGCCUAACUUCAACAAGCACGGUGCUUUCUCUGUAGGCCCCAGUCUUGGUCCCCCAAGUAAGCCUCAGCUGGAUGACUCCUACAGUCCCUAUCUGAUUCCCAGCUCCGAGUCUCCCGCCAGUCCUCUGGCACAUCAUGAUAGCUGGGGCCAGGGCAAGAACACCAAUGACAAGAUCUCAAAUGGGACCAAUGUCAACUGGCCUCCAGAGUUCUGUCCUGGAGUUCCCUGGAAAGGACUGCAAAAUAUCGACCCUGAGACCGACCCCAAUGUGACCCCAGGGAGUGUCCCCAGUGGACCUACCAUCAAUACCAACAUUCAGGAUGUUAACCGCUAUCUGCUCAGAGACCGAAGUGGAGGUUCCACCCCAACUUCCACACAGAGCGAGGCUCCGCCUCCCUCCAGCGAUUGGCCAGUCAAUAGCUCUUUCGGUCUGUCCUCCACCGAGGCAGACAACACAGGCAAACUCUCUGACAUGAAGUCCACUUGGUCACCGGGGCCCAUCUCACACACCCAGGCUUCUCUAUCUCACGAGCUUUGGAAAGUCCCUCAAGGACCCCGAAACACGACGGCUCCCACGCGGCCACCCCCGGGCCUGACCAACACCAAGCCCUCGUCCACGUGGGGCGGAAACACCCUGGGCCUGGUGGCCGGAUGGAGCGGCUCUUACUCCUCAGGAACCACAUGGAGUACAGACAGCUCCAACAGAAGCACUAGCUGGUUGGUCCUGAGAAACCUCACCCCACAGAUUGAUGGUUCAACGCUGCGGACACUGUGCAUGCAACAUGGCCCACUUAUCACAUUCCAUCUCAACCUGACACAGGGCAAUGCAGUUGUGCGCUACAGUUCAAAAGAGGAAGCUGCCAAAGCUCAGAAGUCCCUACACAUGUGUGUUCUGGGAAACACCACUAUCUUGGCGGAGUUUGCUGGAGAAGAGGAGGUGAACCGCUUCUUUGCACAGGGUCAGUCCCUUACGCCCACCACAAGCUGGCAGGCCAACACCGGCACCAAUCAAACGCGGCUGGGUGGCGGAGGGACGGCGGCCACGCACCCUAUUGGCCACUGGAACAGCAGCGGCCUGGGCGGAGGAGCGGGCGGCACAGGGUCCGGCGGCAAGGCGAGCAAUGAGCUGCUGUGGGGGGGCGUACAGCAUUACUCCAGCCUCUGGGGGCCGCCCAGCGCCGAAGACGGUAGGGUUGUCGGCAGCCCCACCCCAAUCAACACGCUGCUUCCUGGAGACCUGCUGAGCGGAGAGUCCAUGUGAGAGUGCCAAGCACUUCGAAGAAGCGAAACCCCUCCCCCCUGAAACUUUCACGAGCAAAAACCAAGCAAAUCAUUUGGCGAUAAUCAACGUCAGUGGAACUGUGAACCAAGAGACACUCGCGUAAAGGCUGCUGACCUUCUUCCGCUUCGAUUUUUUUGUGUUGCGUCGUUUUAUCACGGUGUUAUUUUGAUCACGAGGCUUGGGUUGCAGUAUUCUAUAGACUUCUUAAGAAGAACGGUGACUAAAAGAAAGAGAAGUGAACCUUUACUAAGACUUUUCUCUAAUGACUGAUACCAGUGUGAAAGUGUGUUUUACUACAGCUGAUGAGACAAGCUGCCAUAUUUUUCAAUUCCAGUGGCACGAGCACAUCCCAUCAGCCUAAUCACAGCAUAUCACCACUCCCCCUCCCCCCCUCCACGAAGAAACGUGCAUCAUUCCAAACAACUCCCUUUUUCUUGGACUGGAUCCAUGGCUUUUUCAGUGAUCGUUUGGAUUGUACGGAUUAUUUGACAGCACUAAACUUUAGCCUUAACUGCUGUUCGGUCCCCACUCCACUCGCACCCGAGACUUACUGAAGAAAUUCAUCGGAGAAUUGCACAUUUUCUCAUUUUCUGAGCCAGCCGAGCGAAAACAGACCGUCAUGCGAACGAUCUCAAACAGCAAAGAUGUAUUUGUCCUUCCUGUUUCCCUCAGUUGCCUUCCUGUCCUCAUUACCCUUUCAAGGACAGACAGGUACAGUAUGUGGCCCCACUGCACAUCCGAGGCAUAAAGAUCUUCUUACGCUGAGAAAGGACAGUUGAGGGCAUGUGCGCGUGUGCUAAAUAUGUAAACCACUGCUCAUAAAAACCGUACAGGAAAUCCUUUUCCAGUGCGCCAUGUGGAAUCGAUGGACUACUUUCUUGAAUUUUCCUAAAUGACCUCUUCAAGAACAUAAGCCCUCAUUGUUGUUUGUCUGACGUGCAAUAUAUGCCACAGACUCUUCCGUCCAGCUCUACACAGUCAACUGUUGCUGAUGAAACGGUAGGAGCUUGUUUUGGGGAAUUAAAGACUCGCGUCCUCUUGCGUGGGACUCGACAGAAGAGAAGCUUCUGGGUGCGUAAGCCCAUGGGGAUAAAACAUUCACAAGCACUUCCUCUACACACUCAAGGACAGUGUGACUACAGGGGCACAGGGGAUUCAAACCAAAUAAGAGGUGUUUCUUGUAACCCAGUAGACAAAGUGCAUUUUUUGUUGUUGUUGUUGUAUUUGGUACAAAAGUAUGGAACAAAGACACGGGGUGGUUUAUUCAUAGCACUUAGCAAGAGCUUCAAGCUCCGAUUUCAAUGCCAACAAAAUUACACAUGGAUGUGUGAAAACUGACAAAAAAAAGAGCAACGAUGAAAAGCAAUCUACAGAACUUCUCCAGGCUCCUUUUUGAACUCUAAAUGGAUUUUGACAUUUAUUUUCUUGUCUUUCCAAUGGACUCGGACGUUUAAAAAAAAAUGGUAGCAAAUCGAAGGGAUGUCUGAUGAGGAAAAAAACACCAAGACUGAAGCGUUCAUGUUUUUUUCUUCGAGAUGAUAUAUAGAUCUAUAUAUCAAAGUAAAUAUCACUGUUACAGUACUCCAAAAUCAUUAGCCUUCUCGUCUGGAGCUUGACGUGUUGUAAUGUUUCUAAUGGAUUCUGUGGGGCCGCCUGCCCUGGUGGCCCCGCCUACCUGUAUGAUAAGUGUGGCCAUUGAGUGCCUAUCUGCUGUGGCGCCUCCGGUGCCCACGCUCUGACUUUGAUCCGCUGUGCCAGGCCGGCGCACCAGAUGCCAGAACGGACCUGCCGCUCGGCCGGAGCAGCGGCUCCUUUAGACCUGGCCAAUCAGUACGUACUACUGCGCCAGCACACGACCUCGUCUCGACUUCACUCUCAUAAACUCUCCCUCUCAUGCAAAGAUCACUUUAGCUGGAAGUGGACAGGUUCGUUUUAUGUACCAUGUUACGGUUAUCGAGGUUUUUCCCUCCUGGAAUUGCCAGUGUUGUUAUUUUAAUUUCGUCAACAUUGCUGUUGUUAAUGUUGUUGUUUGCUGUCGUUGUUGAUGUUAUUGUUAUUUUGCGCUUUUUUCGUUCGUUUGUUCGUGUGUGUCAAUGCAGUGGUCUCUACGGUAGCUGCUCUCACCAGCCCCUUUUGCUGCGCGUAUGCAGAAACACUCUGAAUAAGAGGCAAACCUCAGUGUAAACGGCGACGGCUAAUGUCGCCGAUGGCAAUUGAUAGCGAAUCACUCGGAAGCAUUACGAUGGGUAUAGACUGAACAAAGUGGCAUAAUGAAGUGUAGAUUCUAGCUGGAACGGUGCUCAGUUUGACUUCUACUUCUCCAUCGUAGCCCAUCUCUUUGCACUUUCCUUCUCUGUUUCAGCCCUGCUAGGCCGCGUUCACACUGGUGCUUAUGACAAAGGGCAGGCAGAGUACACUACUUUACCUGGUCGCCUCCUCUGACAGUAAUAAAAGCAAACGAUAACGGAGACUCGGCUCUCUACUUCUAUGCAAAGACCGACCGAGAAGUGCAGUUUCAAAGCCUCCAGCUCCAAACUGUAGUUCUCUCCAAGCCCACUCUUCAACUUCAGCAGUUCAUUCUGAGCAGGCAGCUUCCUCGCAGUGUGGCCUGCAGUAAGAAACCAGCCCACUUGUUAAAUCAGGCCCUCACUGUUUACUCUCUGAAUGAUCUCGUACAUAUUACAUACAUAUAUAUGCAGUCUCAGGGCAACCUCAGAGAACCCCAAAGUGAUUUCUCUUUAAAAGGGGGCGGAGUUGUGUAAGCAUUCAUUGGGCUUCAGUGACGCUCCGAAUCCUUGAAAUCGAAGUGGAUGAGUUGACUUGGAGAAGGAAAAAGUCCCUACUGUAACAUUAAGCUAGUCUAGAUAUAAGUCGACUUGAAUUAUUGCAUUAAUCAGAUAUCUUAUCAGACUGGGGCUCUUUAAACCGUUUUGGAUGUAGACUUUAUCAAUAGUUGUUUUUAUAAAGAGCACAUGGAGAUGGAGAGGUAGAACUCAAGUUGGCACCAAGUCAGACGGGUAGCACCUUGUCCCAGGUAUUAAGUGUUCAACUGGGAGGACUGCUGAGAAUAAACAGGGAAUCCAGAAUGUUUAGGUGCACUGUAGAUGGUUCACAUUGGGUACAUCUUUCUUUAAACCAAAAAAAAACAAAACAAAGGUUUUUGUCUCAUUAUUAAAUAUAAGAGGUAACUUUAAUUCUGUAGUACACUCUUGACUGAAGUGCUUCUCUUUGCAAGCCUUUUACGCCCAAAUGGGGCAAACAGAUGACUCUGGGGUUGCUGUAUUGAUGGUAUUAAAUUCUGUCCUGUUUUCCGAAAUACUAAGGGAACGGUGCAGAGUUAUUAUUAUUAUUAUUAUUAUUUUGUUUCAUUUUUACAGGUCCGGGUCCAUACGGACCUUUUGUAUCACACGGCCUGUGGCACAUGCCAGUUGAUACCAAGUCUUAAAAGAGGAAAAUCCCUUUCUGGAAGAUAUUUCAUUUUCCUUUUUUACUCGAGUGACACUAGCAACAAUCACUAUUGCCUGUUUUUGAAGAUAUAUGAAUAUAUAUAUUUUUAACUGCCUUUCUCUAAGCUGUUCUCGAGACCACAGAUUGAAAAAAGAACGUCCAAAACAUGUUAAAAUGACUGGCGGGUUAGCCUGCGAGCCAACAAGUGCCCAGUCCUCCACUGUGGGCAUGCUGGGUCUUUGUAUGUAGGACUGAUGAUGAUGAUGAUGUACCCCAACUCUAUGAGAGAGAGGCUCAAAUGCAAGUUGUGUAGAUAACAAGGCUGCUUCAAACAUACAAAAUAACAGGGCCUGGUGAGCUCUAAAGGAGAUAAAUCCUCUUUCUUAGGGCCCUGGCUUGAAUAUGCACAUGCUGGUUGAUAUACAUGUACAUCUGAAAUCCUGUGUAUGUAUAUAACUGGUUAUCUUUCUCCAUUUACCUUUCGUUUGUUUUUCAAGUGACCCAUAACCACCAUUUCUUUCUCUCCAUGAAUUACCUAGAUGAUAAAAAGCAUAAACAUAUCAAAAUUAUACAAAUGAAAAAAUACAAAUACUUGAAUCAAAGAAGCGCCAAUAAUGUAAUGUGAAAAUUUUUUGUAAUAAUUUUGUCAUUCAUACACUUCCAAGCUUUUUGAUAACAUCGGUUCAAACUGAACGAAAAAAAAAAUAUUAGAAAAAAACACAAAAUGAAAAAAAACUUAAGAUAAAAAAACGCAAAAUGACAUCGUUUGUAUGUGUGUGUUUGCACAAGAUUGCGUGUACUGUAUGACAAAUGAAUGGAUCUCAGUAUAGAUUGCUUGUAUGAGUGCCGAAGGGUUCAAACCAAUGUAUGCUUGUGAUUUUACAGUGGAAUUGUUUGCGCCUUUGUUUUAUUUUUUUGAAGCAUUUUAGAGGUUUUUGUCUCUCUUUUGUUGGCUAGUCAAAACUAUAUUCGGACGUGUAUUGUUAUUGUAUUUGUUCUUAGCUUUGUUAUUAGAGUUGCACUGAGUGUCCGCUUCCCCUCAUUCAGCUAAUCGUACAACAUGAUAUUAAAGUACUAAGGGGACAAGGUGACAAUUCAUGUGUUAAUGUUUACUCAAGGACUUAUUGAGAAAAAUAACAAGUGUGUUUUUUUUAAUCUGUAAUACGAUUAUCUACCUUAUAGUGGCUUUUAUUGUGGAAUAAUCCAUGAUAAAGAAAUGGAUUAUUAUGAGUAUUGCACCAUUUUUGUUUUAAAGAUUAUAAACAGAAAAAAAUGCAAAAUACUAACAAAAAAAAAAUGAUAUAAAUAUAAACAGUGGGAAAAAUCUUUUUUUUUUCUUCGAAGAACUGUGGCCAUAGUUUGAUGUAGAGGGACUUGUAACUCUCCAUGUUGCACCAUGGAGAGCUGGAUAGACAUCUGAACAAGAGUUUAUUACAAGACUCAUUUCAGAGGUGCCUACCUUUAUGGUUUGCUUUGUUUUAUUUCAGUUCUACUUUUGUCUUCUUUGUGCAAGGCCACCAACAGUUUACAAGCAUUUCAUGUUUUUCUGAAGUUCAAGGAAGAGAAAAUCACAUUGAGAAUCCUAAAGGACAUACUUCCAUCAGAUAAAUAACAAAAACACUUUACGAAAUGAAGAUUAUUGUGCUACUUGCUGAACUCUGGGAUUGAUCAGUGUUGUCGUAUUUUUUUUUUUUACUUAUGUUGGCAAUGUUACUUCGUAGAUGAUUAAAGCCUGUACUUUCUUGUUUUUAAAGCUACAAAAAAAAACAUUUCCUUUGUUGAUAAAGAAAAGAGAUAAUUGUUCACUAUCUUGCACACACAAAAAGUGGAUCAUGUCUCAGGAAGGCAAGGGUUCCAGAGUACCAACUCCACGCCAUUUAAUGUUUGUUUUUAGAGAAAGAGGAUUACAGAAAAAAAUAAGCACUGAAGGUUAUGGAUUUCAGAAGAAGAAAAAUACCUUUGUUUCUAAAUCCGUAGCAGUUACGUAUUUACCAAAUAAUGAACUCUUAAUGGACUUUAAAAAAGGAGUGCUUUAUAUAUAAAUCUAUAUAUUGAAAUUGCUUUACAUUUUAAACAAAAUGAUCAAUGAUUUUGAUUGUUCAAAAGACCGUGAAAGAACAUACGAAUGCUGUAUGUUUUAAUCUUUAUUGUAUUUUCUUAACAUGAGGUCCCUUCCUGUUGAAAUCAGGACCAUUGUGCAUUACUAUUUCUUUCCUCUUUGUCGUUCUGUCUCUUGUGGCGGGUAUUACACACAAUGAAAAUUAAAAAGGGGGUUGGGGGGCAUGGUUUCUGUAUCGAUUUGAAUGAUUUAAACCGAAUUAAAGGCUGGUUUAUACGGAUUAUGAUCUAUGCACAAGGGGGGUGGGGUUCUUAAAGCUUCUGUGACCCAUCUCUCAUUGGGAUCAGAGGAACUAUUUGUCCUUUAAUUGUGCUGACGCUGUCGUUUCCCUCCUCCAUCUUCUUUCCCAUUUUUCGUGUAUCUUACAUACAAGUACAUCGCCAUGCUGUGUAUUCCUAAACCAAUGAGCGUCUCAUUCUGAAGCACUGUGGGGUUUUUAUUGUAGCCCAUGACUUUUAAGGUUGUCUGUGUUCUUAACGUGUGAAUGAGCGUGCGAGUGCGUUACUUGGAUGCGUGUGGGCAGAACUAUCGGGUUGCUUUUGCCUUUUGAUUUUAAAUGUUACGAAAUAUGUCUGUACUGAGAUUUUAAGAAGUCAGUGGCUUUUAAUGUUUUUUCUCUUUCUCUCUAUUUCUCCUCAUAGAAUGUGAUUGUUGAUGACAUGCACCGAAAAAAUGUUUUGAACUAUGGAGCUUCUUUCAAACAAUUAAUAAAUGCAUUUUUGUUCUUGGUUGUAA